GUGCCAGAAAGGGCUUCCCCACUAAGCCACCCCUCCUGGCUCUGACGCCCAGAAGAAGAAUGGCUAGUAACCCACAAAAAUCAUUCAGAGGAAGGAUGAGCAAUUCAUCUUGUGUCAGAGAGCCUUUCUUGAAGAUGGUCCAUGCCAAUGAAUCCCUCCCGACCCACCAAACGUGGGUUCAGCGCGAGUUCCUUCUCCCCAGGGAGACCUGCGAGUUACCUGGCUUUACCCGGCAAGCCUACCACCAGCUGGCCCAGAGGCUGCCACCCCACUCAGAUAUGAAGUCCAAAGUGCACCGCCGGCUAAUCCACCCUUGGAAGGACACAAUCCAGCACAGCUGGGGCUUUCACACGUGGCUCGAUGUGGGGCGUCUGCCUGCCACCUUUCCCACACACCCUGACAUGCCCUAUGACAGCAAUGUCUGGCGCUGGCUGACCCACUCCAAUGCCCACGACUAUCCCCCAGCAGACACCCCCAUCCCUCCUCCCUCCUGGAUUGGGAAAAACAACUUCCUGGCCUUCAUCCACUCUACCCCCAUCUUCUUGGACAUAAAUAGGAAGAGCCAGGUGAUUUUGAAGACAAAGAAGGAGCUGAAGGAGAUUCAGAAACUCAAGCUGAGGAGUGAAGUCAGAGCGCCUCCACUGGAUACUCAUGGCAACAUCAUGCCUCCUGCAAACUUCAAAAAAGCCCAGUACAUAUCUGCUGGUGGGAGGUUUGAGCCUCAAGGUCUCCCACUCCUGCCCAAUCCACUCCCCACUACUCUCGCCAGAGGCUGGCCCUGCCCAAGCCCUGUGCCUCAUUACCAGGAGAAGACGCUAAAGCUGGCCUUGCUGCCCAGCAUGCCCCUGAGUAAGGACCUCAUAAAGGAUUACCAAACCCUGAUAAAGGACCGAAUUGCCUUGCCCCUCUACCCUCUGUCCAAGGCAAAACCUGGCAAAACCUUGGGGAAGAAGAGGAAGAGAAGACCUGGAUACAUCUAGAAGGAGCCUCCAGAUGGGUUGGGACCAUGGUGGGUCCGUAGGCACCCCCCCAAAACUCCAGUUUUCUAAACCAGUGUUCCUGCAGCAGGAAGAUUUGGAGUGGCUGAUGGACUCUGGCUUCUGGAGAACAGCCUCUUCAACAUCUUCCCAACUCAAGCUGCCUCUGUACCCCCAGGCUCCUGGAGACUCUACGGAAAAUCUAAAUUGUUCAACCUCUUUCUUGGAGAUACUCGUAGCAGAUGAGGGGACCGUGGUGGGGAGGGGGGCAGAAGAGUGAGAACAUGGAGGGGUUCCAGUUCCUAAGGGCAGAACAAGGAGUGGGAAGAAAGAAGAUGAGUGUGUGUGCGCGUGUGUGCGCGCGUGUGUGCGUAUGUGUGUGUGUGUGUUUUGCACUGGGGUAAGAGGGGCUGUAAGAAAUGUAGGUAAAAAGUCACAUUGACUCUCAUAAGGUACAGAGUCCCUUAGGCAAAAAUAACCUCCCUUUCUCCCCUCCCUGGACCAUCUGACGUCUGGACAAAGACCAUACACACUGUGCUUAGGUCCAGGUCCCCAUGUAAGAUUUGGGAGAGUAGAGGUCAGGUCCAGGCCGAUGCUGGAGGACAAGAGGAUCAGACCCAAGGAAGGUUAGCCAGGUCUGAGCAGAGGACAGGAGUGGAAUGAAGUAGACCGUCAAGGUGAAAGUCAGAGCAGUUAGCCCAGAGCAUCACCUGAGGGCCUUGGGCCAUGCUGCUGCUAAUUCUAGAGGCCUCAGGGCCUGCUAUGGGGAGGAAAAGAAAGGCUGACGUGGUGGAGGCAGGCGAAGGGUAACAGCCAGAAAGUGCUCUCCUGGCUGGCUGGGGUAGAGGUGGGCCAGGGACCUGUAGGAGGCCUAGUGGAAAAGGUACAGGGCUGGAGGGGGAGAAGUCAGAGGUGAUGGCCUUACCCCACCUCCUCCUGCCCCGAUUCUGUCCCAGGUCGGCUUUUUCUUGGCCUCUUGUCUGCUGACCUCCCUAUCUCCACUUUUCUCAAGCCCCACAGGCUUGUAUGUGGUGCUGAGAAUCGAACCCAGUGCCUCAUGCAUGCUAGGCAAGCAUGCUACCAGUGGGCCACAACCCCAGCCCCUAUGAAUGUUUUUAAUCACUAUAAUGAAAUACCAGUGGCGGUCUACUUUAUAAAGUAAAAGGCUAAGUUAGUUCAUAGUUUUGGAGACUUGAAGUCUAAACAGUAUGGUGCAGGCUCUUGCAAGGCAUCUCUUGGCUGCAUCAUAUCAUGGCAGGAGUGUUUGUACAAGUUUUUGUGUAUGUCACUCUACUUAUAAAACGUCAGUCAUGGAAACUCCACCCUAAUGACCUUAUUCAAUCCACCCUAAUCACUUCCCAAAGGCCACCUUUAAAUAGCCUAGUUGGAUUAAGUUUCUACCCUCUUAAUACCUGACAGUGGAGAUUAAAUUUCAACAUAUGAAGCCUUGGGGACACUCAACCCAUAUCUAAACCAUAGCAGGGACAGAGCUCAUGAGGUGAGGAGUGGUGAUUAAAUUUCGGAGGAACAAAGGAAAGGAUGAAGAACAGGAAGAGGUCUUGAUCACCUGUGGCAUCAGUUGUAUUCUGGGACUGAAAAUAUCAGGUGGGGCACCCCCAAGGCUGCUCUAGUGCUUCAUCACCAGAGGAGUUGGGAUAAUGACAGGAUGUUUAAUCUGUGUCCUCUGGAGUCUUGCACACAAUUCAUUCAUUAAACUUUGUCCAUGUAGAGAGAAGAGAGGGAAAAAAAGUGGGGGGUGCUUUACAAAGCUGGGGAUCUAGUGAGAAGAUGGAUAAGCAAACAAUUAUAAAAUAGUAUGAAAGGGGCUGGAGUUGUGGCUCCGUGGUAGAGCACUUGCUUAGCAUGUGUGAGGCCCUGGGUUUGGUUCUCAGCACCACAUAUAAAUAAAGGAAUAAAUCAACAUCUUAAAAAAAUAGUGUGAGAAUUAAUGUAAUAGAUACCUGAUCCAGUUGGACUUACGAGUGAAGAGGACUCCAGUAGCAUACAAGUCAGAGUGUGUAUAUCCUUAUACAUGAAUGUGUGUUUGUGUGUGUGCAUAUUUGUGUAUAUAUAGGUAGUUCACAAAUAAUAGCAAAUGUCUACUAAAGACUUACUAUGUACCAGGUACUGUUGAAGAGAUUUACCAAUCAGCUCACUUAAUUCUCACAAUAUUACAAGUUAGGGCUUUGUGUGUGUGUGUGUGUGUGUGUG
Molecule: messenger RNA, 3188 nt
Organism: Marmota monax (woodchuck)
Lineage: Eukaryota; Metazoa; Chordata; Mammalia; Rodentia; Sciuridae
Gene: Tex52
Product: testis expressed 52
Exons: 3
Coding region: 60-980 (306 amino acids)
Source: RefSeq, a predicted model, not a curated record